Messenger RNA from Priceomyces carsonii, 948 nucleotides. RefSeq names its product thymidylate synthase (gene CDC21). The coding region runs from base 1 to 948 and encodes 315 amino acids. The transcript has a single exon. Gene Ontology annotation, biological process: dTMP biosynthetic process. The record is from RefSeq and is a predicted model, not a curated record. Gene Ontology annotation, molecular function: thymidylate synthase activity. Gene Ontology annotation, cellular component: mitochondrion; cytosol. Lineage: Eukaryota; Fungi; Ascomycota; Pichiomycetes; Serinales; Debaryomycetaceae.
AUGACAGCAUCUCCAAAUCCUGCUGAACAAGCAUACUUGGAUCUAUGUCAAAAGAUUAUCAACGAUGGUGAAUAUCGGCCAGAUAGGACCGGAACAGGAACAAAAUCUAUGUUUGCUCCUCCCCAACUUAGAUUUGACCUAUCUAACGACACUUUUCCAUUGCUAACCACGAAAAGAGUCUUUUCAAAGGCUAUCAUUCAUGAAUUAUUGUGGUUUGUCGCGGGCUGUACUGAUGCUAAAAAAUUGAGUGACAAAGGCGUGAGGAUUUGGGAAGGUAAUGGAUCUCGAGAAUAUUUAGAUUCAAUAGGUUUAACAAAUCGCCGUGAAGGUGAUUUGGGUCCUGUUUACGGAUUCCAGUGGCGUCACUUCGGUGCUAAAUAUGUUGAUUGUGACACAGAUUACUCUGGCCAAGGUUUCGAUCAGCUACAUGAUGUGAUAAAGAAAUUAAAGGUAAAUCCUUACGACCGCAGAAUUAUCAUGUCAGCAUGGAAUCCUUCUGAUUUCCUGAAGAUGGCACUCCCUCCCUGCCAUGUGUUUUGUCAGUUUUACGUUAGUUUUCCAGAUUCUUCUUCUCUUGAGGCUAAUACAUCAAAACAACAAAAGCUCUCUUCAAGGCCUAAGCUCUCGUGCUUAUUAUAUCAACGCUCGUGCGAUAUGGGUUUAGGGGUUCCAUUUAAUAUUGCAUCGUACGCAUUGUUAACAAAGAUGAUUGCCUACAUUGUGGACAUGGAUUGCGGGGAGUUUAUUCAUACGAUGGGUGACGCACAUGUUUACUUAGAUCAUAUUGAUGCUUUGAAAGAACAAAUAAAUAGGGUCCCUCGUGAAUUUCCAAAGUUGAGGAUCCUAGACUCGCAUGAGAUUAAGGAAAUCGAUGAUUUCAGUUUUGAAGACUUCGAAAUAAUUGAUUACAAUCCUUACAGUCAAAUUAAAAUGAAAAUGAGCGUUUAA